AGGUUCGCCUUCCUUUUCCCUUCUUCCUGUGCGAGAAGACAGCGAGCCAUGCUGAGUGCUCUGCGGCGCCGCUGGGAGUCCUACAAGUACCGCUUCGUGCCCUGGAUCGCCCUCAAUCUCCGCCACAAGCGCAGAACUCUGCGGUUUGUACCAGAAGAAUCAAAAGACAAAAUUGUUUCUGAUGACUGCGUCCUUCAAACACUGCUGAAAACAUUUAGAGCUUUAUUUGUAAAUGACUUGGACAAACAAAUGGUUCUUCUUAACUUUCUUCCAGAAAUUAAGUCUAAAUAUCCAGAACUAGAGACAGUUCCACUCAAAACAUUCAAAGCAGUGAAUGACAACCAUCAGAGUCAAAAUCCAGAAGAAGUUUUGUUUAAUACAUUAGGAUUCAGUAUUAGCCGAAGGUGCAGUUCACUGAUUUCUGCUGGAACAGGAGUCUUUGUUACCAAAGGUUUUGUACCAAAAGGAGCAGUUGUAUCUAUGUACCCUGGUACUGUCUAUGAAAAGUCUGAGCCCAUCUUUUUCCAGUCCAUUGGCAAUCCAUUCAUAUUUAGAUGUAUAGAUGGGGUACUCAUUGAUGGGAAUGACAAAGGAAUAUCCAAAGCUAUAUACAGAUCAUGCAGCAGAAGAGACCAACUUGGUCCCUUUAAAAUGAGUGAUGUCUUUUGGCUUACAACGAGAGUGCAGAAUCCACUUGCAGUGGGGCAAUAUGUCAACAAUUGCUCCACAGACAAAGCAGCCAAUGUAUGUUACCAGGAAUUUGACCUACCUGAAUGUUUUCCAAUAGAAUUUAAGCAAUAUCUUCCAAACAUAAAGUAUAGCCAUGAAGUACAGAGUCAUCCAUAUCAAUUAAAAAUACAAAUGGAUCAGGGAACACCAAAAUGUCAUUCUAGGAAGGUUAGUGCCAUGUCUACAUUUGCAAAAGCUGAGAUCACCAAGCAAAGUCAGAAUGUGUUCUCUCUGAAGAAAGUUAAAUAACGACUGACGCAAGCCCACAAUCUUAAUCUUCCUAAUUAGAAUUUUGGCACAUGAAAACUGACAACAUUCAUUUCCCUACAUCUUAAUGGUCGAGGGAAAAAGUCCGUUGUUUCAUGUGAAGUAACCGAUGGUGUCAAAUCAUCAGCAGAAGACUGUGUUUCUUCAUCAUCUCCCGACAAAAGGUCUUUGGCUAUUUCUUCCUGUAACCAGAAGAUCCAAGGAUUAGCAUCAUUCAACACUGGAAACAGUGAGUAUCUUGAAAAUCAUCUUACAGCUGUGCUGCUUAUGCGGAAGCUUGGAGAAGAGGGACAAAUGUUCCCAUUAGAAUUGCAUUUAUUUUUUAUGAGAGCCCCAAUUUAAGUCAUACUUACAAAGGGGGAAACACUAUAGCAUCCAGUAGUUUUAGGUUUCAAUAAUUACAUAAAGCAUCUGGAUGUUGUAUAUACGAAAUUUUAUAUCCUGUCACCAGCAAGUCAGACACAAUGUGUUCUGUUGAAAGAUACUGGUGUUCAAAAGAAAAUGCACCAAGUGGCAUUUGAUAUAAGAAGCAUAUUUGGUUCUAAUGAAGGCUACUUUACUGGAAUUUUACCUUUCU
This is a messenger RNA of Varanus komodoensis (Komodo dragon), 1573 nucleotides long. It is a transcript of the gene SETD9, whose product is annotated as SET domain containing 9. Lineage: Eukaryota; Metazoa; Chordata; Lepidosauria; Squamata; Varanidae. The record is from RefSeq and is a predicted model, not a curated record. Bases 49 to 978 code for a protein of 309 amino acids. The transcript is spliced from 6 exons. Gene Ontology annotation, molecular function: protein binding.